AUGAUAUGGAAGUUUACGAAGACGACUUCUUCGUCCGAAAUUAUCGACUCACUUAAAGAACUGAAAGAGAGGCUUGAUAAGGCAAGCACUAACUUAAAAAUGAUAAUAGUGGAUGACUGUUGCCACGUGAUGCACCUAUAUGGACAAAUAUUCCCGGGGAUAAAGGUUCGGCUAGACUUAUUUCACGCGUGUAUGAGAGUUGUACAAACGGUACCCAAAAGCGAAGAUUACAGUAAACAAUUUGCUAAUAAAUUUUCUUUAAUUUUCCGUCAAAAUGGAGACCUUGGUAACGAGAGAACAAUGAGCACACCUUGCCCUGAUGAAAUAGAAUCAAAUCUUGAACGUCUUCUAUUUGUUUGGAGAGAAAAGCUGAAAACGGAAACCCAUCUUCAAAUUGAAAAUUUGCGCAAGCAUAUAAAAAAAGGAUGUCUCUCGGAAAUACCUGUUGGAUGUGGGACUGAAAUAAAUGAGCGACUUCACAGACAUCUUAACCGAUCAUUACUGUGCGGAGUAUCCAAAAUUGGACCUGAGUUGGCGGUAGCGGUAAUGGCGUGUGCUUUGUAUGCAUGGAAUUGCAAACGAAGAUUAAAAACAACCCUCAAUAAGAGAACAAUUCCGAUCACGCCAAUUGAAUUAGAGCCUUUAGAGUCUUUAAACCAAGCGACCCCUUAUCUUCAGUCUCACAUGACGGCUGUGGAUUCUACGUCAAAGUCAUUACCGGGUUCAAUAUCUGGAACUGUCUCUGAAAAUAGCAGUAAGGCUAGUAGAAUGCCAGGGACAUCAUCCGUUUUCGUCACAGUUAAGACUGUGGAAGAACUGGAAAACGAUUCCGUCUUGAACUACAUUUUGGAACUAGCGCUGCACAUACAAGAAUUUAUCACCAGCUGGACAACAAAAUGUAACAACAAAACAAUAGAUUUGAUUGGUCUUCUCUGGAAGAUAAACUUACCGGCAGCUAACCUUUAUGAACAGGAGUCAAAGUUAAACGUUAAGGAAUUAAAUUUGACCCCACAGCACAAAGAUAACCUGUUAAGAAAUCUCACAGGAUUUAAUCUUCAGUUGGACCCAAUUAACAAAGACGGAAACUGCUUCUUCAGAGCAACAGCCCGGCAGCUACAAAAACACUUGCAACGUUCGGAUUUGCAAAAUCUACAGCAUAUUUCCUCACUGGGGCUUGGAAUCAACGAGGAACGCGACACGGAAAACCUCAGACUACUUUUCGUGCGUGAAGUCACUGAAAAUCUCGAUGAAUACAGGGAGUGGAUGUCCUGUUCGUCAAAUGUACGGGAAAUUGAACGUUUUAAAACUGAUGGCCAUUUCGCAAGUGACAUUGGCGACAUCUGUGGUAAGGCAUGUGCUAAUCUCCUCCGUGUCCCGAUAAUUGUAAUUACAGCUUUGCCUAAUGUCCCAUCCAUUCCAUUUUUACCAAAACAUUUCAUCACUGCUGUACCUAUGUAUCUGGCGUACGACCAUUCAGGUCCAGGGCAUUAUGACGCUACAAAAGGUAAAUAAGGCAUUAAGACGGAAUCCACCAGGAAAUUGAGUAAUUUAAAUUUUCAUUGUACAAAAAUACCAGAAUAAUUCAAACAACAUCGCAUUCUUUUUUUAUAUUUUCAAGGGCUAUGGAUGCAAUUAGUUAUCUGUAACACCAAAGAAUGUGAAAAGAAAAUGUCUCAUGAGAGCCAGAGAAAAUAAAUGUCAAAUUUCACAAAAUGACACCUUACACGUGAAAUUUUCAGAACUUUACCUGUGUUUUCACAAUUCUCGUGAAAUUUGACAUUUAUUUUCUCGGGCUCCCAUCAGAAAUAGUCUUUGGUGUCAUUACAGAUAACUGUUUAUAUAUCCAUAGCCCUUGAAAAUGUGAAAAAAAAGAAUGCGAUAUUAUUUAAAUUGUUCUGGUACAAGGUUUUUGUUCACUGAAAAUCAAAAUUACUCAAUUUCCCGAUGGAUUCCGUCUUAAGCCUAGUUUAAGUGUAGCACGUUUGCUUGAAUGAUUUUGUUAUUGGCAUUUGUACGUUUUCCUGCCCGUGUGUGUUUAUAAAGGUCUUCUAAAUAAGCAAAUAAAUAUAUAAAGAAAUAAAUAACGAUUUAGAGGUAGCACAUCCACAAAGUGGUUCUUCUUCUACCUGAUUCCUGAUCGAAUUGGGAUUUGGAAAUGCUACCGGCAAAAAAACCUCUCGGAGCAAAGGAGAGGAAGAACAACAAAUUCAACCACAUAUGGCGUCGACGCCGGGAUUUAAACCCGGGCCACACUGGUGGGAGGCGAGCGCUCUCACUACUGCGAGCUACUGCGCCAUCCUAUGCUCUCCGAACUCGUUAUUACCUAUUGGAUUGGCAAUCACUCAAUCAUAAAUAUCAAAGAAGAUACUCUCUUAUUUACAGAUGAAGAAAAAAACGAGUAUCUAUCAUUUGAAACGUGGAUAUCUUAAAAAUCAACUAGUCCAUAGGAUAAUAAUAAUUGUAAUAAUAAUAAUGAAUCAUGAUGAUGAUGAUGAUGAUGAUGAUAACAACGAGGGUUACCAUUCCUUUGAGAGGUUUUACUUACACUGUAUUUUUUCUCUGGUAUGUUUCCAAAAUUUCUGAAUUCGAAUGAUGAAACGGAAGGAAAUGACACUAAAACCAGAUGUACCUGUGGCAAGAAUGUUAAAGACCCUUCCAAAAUGGCUUGCACAUCUUCUAAAACGUCCUUGUAA
Messenger RNA from Porites lobata, 2693 nucleotides. Lineage: Eukaryota; Metazoa; Cnidaria; Anthozoa; Scleractinia; Poritidae. The record is from the annotation of a GenBank genome assembly.